AAAAGCGCAUGCGCAGUGCAUUCAGCGUUCCUCUGGCCCUUGUAGCACGAAGGCUCCUUAACGAGGAACCGGACUCCAUUAACCCAGUCGCUGCACCGCGUACAGAGCAUUCAGAAACAUGGCGAGGUACCUCCGACCCCCCAACAGCUCCCUGUUCGUCAGGAACAUCUCGGACGAGUCCAGGCCGGAGGACUUGCGCCGUGAGUUUGCUCGCUAUGGCCCGAUAGUCGACGUCUACAUCCCGCUCGACUUCUACCACCGCCGACCCCGCGGAUUCGCCUACAUCCAGUUCGAGGACGUCCGCGACGCGGAGGACGCUCUCCACAACCUGGACCGCAAGUGGGUCUGCGGCCGUCAGAUCGAGAUCCAGUUCGCCCAGGGAGACCGCAAGACUCCCAACCAGAUGAAGACCAAGGACUCUCCCCCCCGGGGGUCCUCGCGCCACGACGACGGCGACCGCCAGGGCCGGAGGAGACGCUCCCGGAGCCGCAGCUACGAGAGACGGCGCUCGCCGAGCCGCGGCCACGGAGACGCCCGCGGCCAUGAGCGGCGCCCGCGCAGGUCCAACAGCCCCCGAGAGUCUCGCUCCGCUGGCCGCAACAGACACAGCCCGCCCCCUGACCAGGAGAGGUACAGAGGCCCCCCCCGGGACCACCACAGACCCCCCCAGGGCCCCGGGUCCCGGAGCCGCUCUGCUUCCCGCUCCCCCGCCAGACAGCGGCCCAAGGCCCGCAAGAGUCCGUCCCGCUCGGCCACCCCGCUGCAGGACUUCCACCCCUCCUCCGGGGGGCGCCAGAAGCAGAGCUCCCGCCGCUCCUACUCCCGCUCCCUGUCUCGCUCCCGCUCGCGCUCCCGGUCCUGGGCGGGGCGCGAGGCAGACGCCCGCUGACCCCCCAGUGUUUUUAGCCGUGUCUGUUGGCAGGGGGCCAGGUCGCUAGGGGCCUGGCCGACCUCCACAGACAUCUUUAGUUUCCGUGGCCCCCCGGUGAGCUGACUAGUUAGGGAGCCGACCGGACGUUAGUCAGGAUUAUUUGGUCUAAUUGGUUUUUUUGUGUGACGACAGUGGUCGCAGUUCACCAAAGUGAUAUUUUUCUACUUACCGUGUUUCUGUUCUGUUUAGUUUGUUCUGUUGGGUUCUAUCUGGGUUCUAGUAGUUCGACUCAGUAGAGUACAAAGCAUUGAAUCUGUUUUUUCUACUUCUUUGCGUGCAAAGUGUGCGUAGCGUCUUGGGAGGAACGUGGUCUUCAACUUGUAUUCAAUGCUUUCUGUAUCUGGCAAUAAAUGGACAAAUUCAAA
Molecule: messenger RNA, 1296 nt
Organism: Gadus macrocephalus (Pacific cod)
Lineage: Eukaryota; Metazoa; Chordata; Actinopteri; Gadiformes; Gadidae
Gene: srsf10a
Product: serine and arginine rich splicing factor 10a
Exons: 6
Coding region: 119-889 (256 amino acids)
Molecular function (GO): RNA binding
Source: RefSeq, a predicted model, not a curated record